Messenger RNA from Esox lucius (northern pike), 2146 nucleotides. It is a transcript of the gene serpinh1b, whose product is annotated as serpin peptidase inhibitor, clade H (heat shock protein 47), member 1b. Gene Ontology annotation, cellular component: endoplasmic reticulum. The record is from RefSeq and is a predicted model, not a curated record. The coding region runs from base 178 to 1395 and encodes 405 amino acids. NCBI's taxonomy places the organism in Eukaryota, Metazoa, Chordata, Actinopteri, Esociformes, Esocidae. The transcript has 6 exons. Gene Ontology annotation, biological process: negative regulation of endopeptidase activity; collagen fibril organization. Gene Ontology annotation, molecular function: serine-type endopeptidase inhibitor activity.
UUUUCCAUGGGAUAUAUAGGCCAGGCAAAGAAGAGAAGAAAAAUCAGUCGAUAGCCAAGCCGGGGGAAAGAAAGAGUUCCUGCCAAGCUGUGCCAGAAUGAACAAAGAAAACCUUGACAUCAGUAUGAAAAUCUUUCAAGGCUUCUGUAGCUGCUCCAGAUAUAGGAAAAAGAAAAAAUGUGGAUGACCAACAUCGUAGCUUUGUGCCUGCUGGCUCUCGUGGCCUCGGCAGAAGACAAGAAAUUGAGCAGCCACGCUACCACUAUGGCUGACCAGAGCGCCAAACUGGCCUUCAGCCUCUACCAUUCGGUGGCCAAAGAGAAGGGCCUUGAGAACAUCCUCAUCUCUCCUGUGGUGGUGGCCUCUUCCCUUGGCAUGGUGGCCCUUGGUGGCAAGGCCUCCACAGUCUCCCAGGCCAAGUCUGUCCUCAGUGCUGAUGCCCUGAAGGACGAACACCUGCACACAGGCCUGUCAGAACUCAUGUCGGAGGUCAGCGACCCCAAAAACCGCAACGUCACCUGGAAGAUCAGCAACCGCCUCUACGGUCCUAGCUCGGUCAACUUUGAUGACAACUUUGUGAAGAGUAGCAAGAAGCACUACAACUACGACCACUCUAAAAUCAACCUCAGAGACAAGAGGAGCAUAUUGAACUCCAUCAACGAAUGGGCUGCGAAAUCCACAGAUGGAAAACUCCCGGAGAUCACGAAGGAUGUGCCGAACGCUGACGGAGCCACAAUCGCCAACGCUAUGUUCUUCAAGCCUCACUGGGAUGAGAAGUUUCAUGAAAAAAUGGUGGACAACCGUGGCUUUCUGGUGACACGCUCAUUUACAAUCUCUGUUCCCAUGAUGCAUCGCACUGGUCUUUAUAAGUUCUUUGAUGACACAGAGAACAGGUUGUUUGUCCUGGACAUGCCCCUUGGCCAGAAGCAGUCCAGCCUGGUUUACAUCAUGCCCUACCACCUGGAGCCCCUUGAAAGGCUGGAGAAGUUGCUAACCCGCAAGCAGCUGGACACCUGGAUGGGCAAGUUGGAGGAGAGGGCUGUAGCCAUCUCUCUGCCCAAAAUCAACGUUGAAGUCAGCCACAACCUCCAGAAAACUCUCGGUGAACUCGGCCUCACCGAUGCUGUAGACAAAACCAAGGCCGAUCUGUCCAACAUCUCCGGCAAGAAGGACCUAUACCUAUCCAACGUGUUCCACGCCUCUGCGAUGGAGUGGGACAUCGACGGGAAUCCAUACGACACCAGCAUCUUUGGAACUGAGAAGCUUAGAAACCCCAAGUUGUUCUACGCUGACCAUCCGUUCAUCUUCCUGGUGAAAGACAACAAGACCAACUCCAUCCUCUUUAUCGGCAGAAUAGUGCGACCCAAAGGAGACAAGAUGCGUGACGAGCUAUAAUAGUUAGAUUUACCAGGUAGUUUGUGAGUUACUGUUACUGAUUGAAUGAUGCAAGGAAAUAGUAUGUGUAUUUGUAUUAUGGUAUGAUUGUUACCUCGAGAACACAUUCCAAUAGGUAAUCUGUGUGGACUGAAUAUCUGGGCCUACUGACAUAUCACAGACACUAUAAGCACUCCAGAAACAGGUUUGUAUAAGUUUAAAUGAAUGCUGUAUGGACGUUGUGCCAUAAUCAAUAAUAUUGAUACAUUUGCAUAUUUUAACACAUUUCAGGAGGAGCCAUACAACAUUAGAGCCUUUUUGGGCCCCUGAACAUUGAAUGGCAUACAACCUAACAGCAUGCUUAUAUUAAGUAUGAUCUAUCUGAUUUGUGCCUUCCAGAAAAUCAUACAUUUUCCACCCUUCUUGUAACCUGUUUGGCGUGUCAUAUAUUGAGUUUGUGAUACAUGUGGUUACUUGCGUUAUCUUUAAUGUUUAAAGAGAAAUAAUAUUGCACAAGUGUACUACAAUCUGAUUUAAUUUCAUGCUGUAUUUCACCUUUCACCCUGAAUUUCUAAUGCUUUCAUUUGUUUUAGCUGCACUGAAACUAUUCUGCUACACUGUUGCUCUAGACCAUUGCAUUUUUUAUGACAUUUUCCAACCAAACUGUGUGACAUUAGGCCUCUGUUUUUGCAUUUACCACAAAACCUUGGAAUGUAGCCAUAAUGCAAUAUAAAUUUUUACAACUCUUUUUCAAUAAAAAACAAACAAAUUA